CACCAAAAUAUAGACAUCAUAAUUUGAAACAAAAAUUUUAUAGACUUUUCAAAUCUGUUUUUUUUCUUCUACGCACUGUAUAUCAUGACUAGAUAAAGUUCUAUUGGUUUGUUACCCUGGGUUGAACACGAUUUUUUUUUCUAAAAUUUUGUCAGACUGUAAUAAUUCUUCAAAUGUUUCUUACCACAAAGUUGCUUGGAAUAAAUAGUUUGUUGAAAAAGAGUUUAAUGUAAAAUUCAAUUUAUUGAUCAUUUGUCUAAAUCCGACUUUUGUUCUAAUUUUAUUGACCAACAAACUUUGGGCGAUGAUUUCCCUGAAGCUAAUGGACAUCAUUAUACGACUCAAAGUCGGUAUAAAGUUGGUGGAAUGAAGAAGAGUUGGCUAAAAUGUAUUGUUAAAAGGGAGAGGCUUAUACCUAUUCAGUGAUAAGAGAGAAUCGUUUCCAUACUUGAUAAAGCUUAGAUCAAUACUGAACCCCUAUUAUAUCAAACUCUGUCAUUAUUUAUGCAUAUUUUAUCGAAACGGAAUAUACAUUAAAAAAAAUGUUUUCUCAAUUUUCUUUUUCUGCCACCACAGAUUAAAGGGAAAGUAAAGGUUACAUUUAGAUUAAUAGACUAUUCCAACCCAUCUCACAACGAACUUGACGGUGGGUGCUGCGACCUAGUAUUAUUCAGUUGUGGCUCUGCUUGUGACAACAGAUUCAAUCUCUGUUUUGAUGAAUAUGGAGGAAAUAACAACAUGGCCCACUGUGAUUAUGGAAACUAUGUAACUAAGCGCCUGUAUGAAAACAAUGACGAUUUCAACUUUCCAAGUACCCUAAAUGACAAUUUGGUCAACCCAAUCAUAUUGACUAUCAAUCAAUGGUCGACCGGAUUCAGAUCCAAGAUUGAAGUUUGGGACUAUGACCAAUCGAACAGUGACGACAAGAUCGAUUAUUACGGAUACAAUUACAACUAUGUUCCGGCUAGAACAUCAGCUCUGGCAACAGAACACAUUGUGACCCUGAAUGGAGCCGGGACCUCACUAACGAGAGUUGGUGUAAAGGUUUAUUGUGAUGUGCACUACUACGGAACAUCUUCAGGCUGUAACACAUAUUGUUUAGCAAGAGACAACAAUCAGGGCCAUUAUGAUUGCAACGAUAUUACAGGAGCUAGAAUGUGUCACGCCGGAUGGACUGGAUCGUACUGCCAAAUUGAAAUCAAUGAAUGUCAGUCGAAUCCGUGUGAAUCGAACGCAGUCUGCACAGAUCUUUUGGAUGAUUAUUCAUGCAACUGCCCACUUGGUACGGAAGGUAAGAACUGCGUUGACAUCACCGAAUGUUCUUCUAGCCCCUGUGAACAUGGCGGUACGUGCCUGGACAGACUGAACUACUACGAGUGUCAGUGUACCGGGGAGUAUAGCGGUGCUAACUGCGAAUUGGACAUUGACUUCUGCCAAUCUAACCCCUGUAAAAAUGGUGGAACUUGUCUGGGCGAAAAUGACAGUGGACUUCUUGAGUGCGCCUGCGCUGCUGGUUAUACAGGUGUCUUCUGUGCCCAAGAUAUCGACGACUGUAUCGGAGUAGACUGUUUAAAUAAUGGCACCUGUCAUGAUGGCGUUGAUCAGUUUACAUGCAAUUGCACAGAUGGGUAUGGAGGAACAUUUUGUCAAUUGGAUGUUCGAGACGAGUGUGCAUCUGACCCAUGCCAAAACAACGCAUCGUGCGUCGAUAAGGUUGGUGGAUAUAUUUGUGUAUGUCAAGCUGGUUUUCAGAGUGACCACUGCGAUGAAGACAUCAAUCAAUGUGAUCCGAAUCCUUGUUCUUAUGGUAACUGUACCGAUCGAGUGGGAAGAUACACCUGCGAAUGUCUGCCUGGCUACUCCGGAGAGAAUUGUACAAUCAACAUAGACGACUGCAUGGGUAACAUGUGCGAUAAUAAUUCAACGUGCCAAGACCAUGUGAAUAAUUACACAUGUAUUUGCAUGGCAGGGUAUACAGGCGUUUACUGUGACGCCGAGAUAGAUGAAUGUUCGAGCUCACCAUGUCAAAAUAAUGGAAUAUGCCAGGACAGUGUCAACAGUUUCACAUGCCAAUGCGCGUCGACGGGAUAUCAAGGUCAAUAUUGCGAAAUCGACAUUGAUGAAUGCCAGGAUAGUAGUACAUGCCCAUCCGACACGAUUUGUGAUAAUGUAAACGGAAGUUAUAAUUGUAACGCCAUACCUAUGGAACCUACUUCUAUCCCGGGACUGUGUCUGACCAGACUUUGUUAUAAUGAUGGAAUAUGUUCACUCGUCAAUGGAAGCUACCAAUGUGUAUGUUCAGAUGACUUUACUGGCGAAUUCUGUGAGACUCCCACAGAACUCUGUGCCGAAAAUACAUGCAAUUAUGGAACCUGCCAAGUCUUUACAGCGGGUAACGGCUCGGUGUAUUACACAUGCAUCUGCCAGGAGGGGUAUAGCGGAACAAAUUGUCGAAACAUGGAACAACCCAUGAUAACAUGUCCAGUUAUACCCAUACUACCAACCGAGGAAGGUGAAUCUUACGCAACGGUUUCCUGGGAAGAACCGUCCAUCUCCAAUGGCACCAUCACUAAUAAUUCUGGAUCAGUUCAGCUCAUAUUUCUUGGUCCAGGGAGUAAUGGAGGAAACUUCGAAAUCGGAGCUCAUGUCUUGACAUAUUUGGUUAUCGAUGAAGCAGGCAAUUCCAAUAAUUGUUCAUUCUUCAUUGACGUCAUAGACACAUCGAUUGAUCAGUGCUCCCAGCUCCUAAGAAAACUGCCUAACAUCUUAUUUGGAUUGAGGAUGAUGUGA
This is a messenger RNA of Lytechinus pictus (painted urchin), 2790 nucleotides long. RefSeq names its product fibropellin-1-like. Bases 739 to 2790 code for a protein of 683 amino acids. Gene Ontology annotation, biological process: cell communication; Notch signaling pathway; axon guidance. Gene Ontology annotation, cellular component: signaling receptor complex; cell surface; plasma membrane. Gene Ontology annotation, molecular function: calcium ion binding. Lineage: Eukaryota; Metazoa; Echinodermata; Echinoidea; Temnopleuroida; Toxopneustidae. The record is from RefSeq and is a predicted model, not a curated record. The transcript has 9 exons.